CAGGGGAACGCAGACCCUGCGUGAGGCCUGUUGUGUUUCCGUGUCUGCAUUGACUGGUGGAGCUGUGAUGGGUUGCGACGGAGGAACUAUCCCUAAGCGUCAUGAAUUAGUGAAGGGUCCCAAGAAGGUGGAGCAGGCUGAUAAGAAUGCAUCAUUGGUUGCCCGCUGGAAUUACUGUGCCAUCAGUCAGACAGCAUUGAGGAAACCCAUUGUCGCCUGUGAGCUUGGCAGAUUGUACAACAAAGAUGCUCUUAUUGAAUAUUUGUUGGACAAAUCUCCAGACAAAUGUAUCAUUGAGACUGCAAAACACAUUAAGAGCCUUAAGGAUGUCAAGGAGCUAAAUCUGACCAAUAAUCCAGCUUGGAAAGGUGACAAGGCCAACACAAAGGGUGAUAAGUUUGAAGACCUGCACUGUGCUGCUUUCAUCUGUCCUGUGGUUGGUUUGGAAAUGAAUGGACGACAGAAAUUUUGCUACCUUCGUGCUUGUGGCUGUGUCUUCUCGGACCGUGCUAUGAAAGAAAUAAAAACUCAAGUUUGCCACAAGUGUGGGGAAUCCUUCAAAGAAGAUGAUGUGAUUGUACUGAAUGGGAGUAAAGAGGAAAUGGCAGAUCUUCAAAGGCGAAUGGAGGAAAGAAGACAUGUAGCCAAGCUGGAAAAAAAAGCUAAGAAGUCCAAGGCCAAUGAUGAGGUUUCUAAAGCUGGACUUGUCAAAGAAAUCUCAGGGCCAUCAAGCCAGAAACAAGAGAAAAAAAAUACAGUUGACAAGAUGGCUACCACUUUGUCAGGCACCAGCACUGCAGAAAAUGGACAGUUCUCAACUUCAGCAUCCACAUCUGGGAAAAUGUGUAAACCUGCCACCAGUCUUGCCAAACGAUCUUUUACAGAAAUGGCAGAAAAGUCUGAGGCUUACAAAUCCAUCUUCACAUCCCACAUCUCAGCUAAACGCUCAAGAGAGCAGAAACCCAAUUGGAUCACUCAUACAGCUUAUUAUUACUGAGCCAGUCAACAAUGUUCAGGAAUAUAUUCUUGCAGUUUUCUAACUGGCUUUAAACUGAUAAGAUAAAACUAUUCAUGUUUAAAGGCUUUCUCUUGCACUCUAACACAAAGGAAUAAAUAAGAACUUGUUUCUAGCUUG
Hypanus sabinus (Atlantic stingray) is the source of this 1135-nucleotide messenger RNA. It is a transcript of the gene rtf2, whose product is annotated as replication termination factor 2. The transcript is spliced from 9 exons. Bases 68 to 997 code for a protein of 309 amino acids. Gene Ontology annotation, cellular component: nucleus. Gene Ontology annotation, biological process: mitotic DNA replication termination; site-specific DNA replication termination at RTS1 barrier. The record is from RefSeq and is a predicted model, not a curated record. NCBI's taxonomy places the organism in Eukaryota, Metazoa, Chordata, Chondrichthyes, Myliobatiformes, Dasyatidae.